AUGACGGAGGUGUCCCUUGAGAUGGAUAAUGGUGAUAAUGAUGGAGAUGGCAUUGAUGACGAUGAAACAGCUGUUGUUUCGGCUGCUGCUUCUACUGGCGAUGACGCUGAUGCUGAUGCCGUUGAUGACGAUAAUGAUGAGGAUGAUAAUGAUGAUGCAGUUGCCGAUGAUACUGCCUCUGCUAUUGGUGAUAACGCUGAUGCUGAUGCUGCUGGUGACGACAAUGAUGUUGAUGAUAGUGAUGAUGCAGUUGCCGAUGAUGUUGCUUCCACUACUGGUGAUGAUGUUGAUGCUGCUGGUGAAGAUAAUGAUGGUGAUGAUACUGAUGAUGCAGUUGCCGAUGAUGCUCCUUCUGAUAUUGCUGUUGCUAGAUUUGAUAAUAAUAAAGACUUUAAUGUGGGUGAUGAAGAUGCUUCUGCUAGUAAUACAGUUGCUGAUGAUGAUUGCGAUGAUGGUGAUGGAAAUGGUGAUGGUGAGAUUAUUGAUAGCGGUGGUUGCGUCGAUGAUUGGCGUGGAGCUGAAAGAUGA
Molecule: messenger RNA, 528 nt
Organism: Stylophora pistillata
Lineage: Eukaryota; Metazoa; Cnidaria; Anthozoa; Scleractinia; Pocilloporidae
Product: prostatic spermine-binding protein-like
Source: RefSeq, a predicted model, not a curated record